AAACUCACAACUCUACCUCCCCGGAACUCAAACUUUAAUAUUUGGCAAAGGUGGCAGAGAAAAGAAAGGCUCUUUCUCUGCUAAAUUGACUUGAAGCCAUGGCAACGGGAAUAAGCAAGAAAUCGAGACAACCCGAUGGUGACCUGGUGGUUCUGGGUCAGGGCCAAGGAACUGUUAAUGCCUCGCCAAGACAAAGCUCAUCUGGGACCAAGAUAGUUGGACGACCAUUAUCAAGACAAAGUUCAAGUGGCGGUUUCGAAGUACUCCAAGGUGAGGGCUCGUUUGUUGACUCGCGGCCCAGUAGUGCAGCCUCUGAUGGGAGGGGUUCAUCAGCAUCCGGCCGCAGAAGUUAUACACCGUCCAAACAAGUAGCACUGCCAACUGUCAGGAGGAAGGAAGACAGUGAAGACAGUUUCGGUGCAUUGAAUUGGAGAGAACAUGAAGAAUUGGAGGAGAAGAAGUUGCAUUUAAAUAGUGGUGAUGGCAGUAGUUUGAGUGAGAAUAUGAACAACUUGUCAAUGAAUCAUGAAAAGCUUGCCAUGAAUGGAGAUAUUGCUCAAGAAGGUUCAGAUGGUGAAGAUGAAGAAGAUGAGAGUUCUAGUGAAGAAGAAGAAGAGGUCAAAGCACCAAAUGAACUCAUGAUGGAGUUUGUUGCAUGUAUGAUGCAACAGGACUAUGCCAAUGCUCUCAAGUUAUGUAAAAUGAUUCUCAUCUAUGAACCCGAAAAUGCGGAAGCGAAAGAGUUCUUGCCUGUGAUUGAAGAGAAGAUGCAGCUAGACGCAGAAGCUGAAGCUGAGGGUGGGGAAGAGGAGUCUGGUGAAUCUGGGGACGAGGAUGAUGACGAGGAUGACGAAGGCGGCUCAGAUGAUGAUAGUGAUGAUGACAACAGUGAAAGUGAUGAUGAUAGUUCUGAAGAUUCUGAUGAGGACGACGACAAAGAAACCAGUGAACAAGCCACAACAGUUGUAUUCAAUAUACAUCCAUCAUAGUAAAGACUCUGUCCAUCAUGAGAAGAAAAAAUUGUAUAAUGGAGCACCAGUUUACAGUUAUAUUCCGUCCACUUUUGAUAGGUCACACCACUCGUGCGAUUGGGGGCCAUUCAUUUAGUAUGUAAAAAGUAAGAAAGUUGUGUGUACAUACUAAAUGACAGGCCCCUUACUUGUAUAUAAUAUGUACAUUCCCAAAGCAUCGAUCUGCUUAUCUGACAAUAUUCUAUCCAGAUUCCGUUGAAUCAUUGUAAAUUAAAAACUGUACCCGGUACAAAUAUUUAUUUACACAUUUGUGAUGGUCUUACUCUCAGUUAGAUGUACGUUUAUGAUCUUCCAUUUUUGUUUUGUCAAUAAAUUAAA
This is a messenger RNA of Lineus longissimus, 1349 nucleotides long. Its product is annotated as glutamate-rich protein 2-like. Gene Ontology annotation, molecular function: protein binding. The coding region runs from base 99 to 989 and encodes 296 amino acids. NCBI's taxonomy places the organism in Eukaryota, Metazoa, Nemertea, Pilidiophora, Heteronemertea, Lineidae. The transcript is spliced from 11 exons. The record is from RefSeq and is a predicted model, not a curated record.